AUGUUACAUACAAUGAGUGCUGAGUGUGUGUCGAGUCCAGUAGUCGGCUCAUCGAUGAACAGUAGAGUUGAUUUCCCGGAACCCGAAGAACCCAUCAAUGCGUUCAACGAUCGGCUCAUAAACGCACCCGAAAUGCCGUUUAAUAUCCUCUUCUCUUUGCCAAACACUGACGACCGGACGCUUACCGUUAGGUCUGUCCAUCCAAUUGCUGUCUCCGAAGUCAUCCUUUACUCUAAAGAACUUAAUUCCAAAUCACUUUCACUGCAACUGAAUGUCAUUGUCAACAAAUACAUGAACGAGGGAUACCCUGAGAAUUUAAUCAUUUUGGAUAAUAUUAACGGAGAAUUUGUUUGCAAUUCAUUAAACGCAUUGAUGGGACCGUCGGGUGCGGGAAAGACAACACUUUUAAAAUUUCGGACUUGUUUCAUCCAAUCGGAUGUUUGUGAACACUUGUUAUCGGGACUGACUGUAAGACAAACUCUAUUAUACGCGUCGAAACUUAAGAACUCAAGAAUUAUGGAUCAAUUAAAUGACAAUAAAAUAGUGGAAGAAUUGAUGUCAGAUCUGAUGAUCAGCGAUACGGCAGACAAUAGGGUCGAGUCGUGUAGUGGAGGCGAACAAAAACGUAUAGUAAUUGCCUGUGAAUUGACUUCUCAUAUAAAGCCUAAUAUGUUAUGUAUUGACGAACCGACGAGUGGUUUGGAUAGCAAUGCCGCAGAAGUGGUAAUAAACUGUUUAAAAGCAUUGUCCCGAAGACAUGAGAUGACAAUCAUUGCAUCCAUACAUCAACCAAACAAUGAUUUGUUUAAUAUGUUUGACAACAUCUAUGUGUUGGCCAAAGGAGGGGUGAAAACGAAACCCCAAUCGAAGAAUUGCUAA
Messenger RNA from Medioppia subpectinata, 879 nucleotides. Lineage: Eukaryota; Metazoa; Arthropoda; Arachnida; Sarcoptiformes; Oppiidae. The record is from the annotation of a GenBank genome assembly.